AUGGCAGGAAAUGUUCAAGUGGACAAUUGGUGCUGUACCAAAAUGACAGUGGAUCGCUAUACAUAUCUAUGGAAAAUUAAUAACUUUAGUUAUUGUCGUGAAGAAACUGGUGAAACGUUGAAAAGUUCAACUUUUACAACUGGCCCCGAUAAAUUAGAAUGGUGCAUGAGAAUUAAUCCGCGGGGAUUGGAUGAGGAAAGUAAAGACUAUUUAUCCAUGUACCUAUUGUUAUUAUAUAGCAAUAAGAAAGAAAUUCGAGCUAAAUUCAAGUUUUCCAUCUUGAGUCGUAACGAAGAGGAAGUCAGAGCGAUGGAAAGCCAACGUGCGUACAGAUUUGUCCAAGGAAAAGACUGGGGAUUUAAAAAAUUUGUGCGUCGUGAUAUGUUAAUGGAUACAUCGUAUGGAUUGUUAAUCGACGAUCAUCUAACCUUAUUUUGUGAAAUCAAUGUUGUAUCUGAUCCUGUCACUCUUGAUGGUCGUUUUACCGCAGAAGAAGCUGAAGUACCGAAAUGUCGAUUAGCACAAGACUUGGAUCAAUUAUUUAAAACGAAAAAAUUUGCCGAUAUCACAUUUAAUAUUGGAAAGGAUCAAUUGAAAGCUCAUAAAGCCAUAUUGGCUGCUAGGUCGCCUGUCUUUGAUGCAAUGUUCAAGCAUUGUAUGGAAGAGCAACGCCAAGGUACAGUAGACGUAUCUGACAUAGAAAGCGAUGUAUUUGAAGAGAUGAUCAAAUUCAUCUACACUGGGGAAGAACCAGAGCGCAUCGAUGAUCUAGCCGCGGAAAUAUUAGCGGCUGCGGAUAAGUACGAUUUACAAAGGUUAAAAUCUUUAUGUGAAAAUUCCAUAUCAAAUAACCUGACUGUUGAGAAUGCGGCUAAAGUGCUAAUUAUUGCCGAUAUGCAUAAUUCUGAAGUACUAAGACAAAAUGUUUUGGAGUUUAUUAACAGUCAUGCCUUGGAAAUCGUUGAAACCGAAGGCUACCAACAUUUGUUGAAGAGUUAUUCUCACCUUAUAACCGACGCAUUCCGCACCUUAGCAAGAUCUUGCAAUAGCAAAACCGAUGUAACAUCGACCAGAAAGAAAGUGCGCUUAUCAUGA
Trichoplax adhaerens is the source of this 1095-nucleotide messenger RNA. RefSeq lists its product as uncharacterized. Gene Ontology annotation, biological process: regulation of proteolysis; proteasome-mediated ubiquitin-dependent protein catabolic process. Gene Ontology annotation, molecular function: ubiquitin protein ligase binding. The transcript is spliced from 8 exons. Bases 1 to 1095 code for a protein of 364 amino acids. The record is from RefSeq and is a predicted model, not a curated record. NCBI's taxonomy places the organism in Eukaryota, Metazoa, Placozoa, Uniplacotomia, Trichoplacea, Trichoplacidae. Gene Ontology annotation, cellular component: cytoplasm.